AUGACAGCCAAGAACGCGGCCUGCGAGAAGGCUUGGCGCGAUUUUAUAAUUGCGAAGAUGACGCCUAAGCCUCCCCGUAUUCACCAGGUGGAGAUAGCUGUUCACGGAGUGGAGCGCGAGGGCUAUGUCGUCCGAGAUGCACCCUUCGGCCAAUGCUGCCCAGCAGGCCGGAGGGGAUGCCGGAACUCCAGUUCCCGCCGCGCCGAAGGAACCAAAGAAGCCGCCAGUGCAUGCGCCGGGACUCAGCUACUCGGACUACGGGUAUCUGGCGACAAUACCACGGCAUGCAGCAUCUGGAAUCACGGUGACAACCAGGAAUUCCACGCACGGCAGAUCAAGAAGAUCGCCCGUCUCAACGUGGCCGUGAAAGUGUGCAACUCUCUGUUCGGCACAAACUUCGCCUACGGCGACACCGUUAAGACACCACCCAACCGCAGACUCAACUGCGACGAACACACCUCGCCAACACGCCUCUCUUAA
Messenger RNA from Drosophila sechellia, 480 nucleotides. RefSeq lists its product as uncharacterized. NCBI's taxonomy places the organism in Eukaryota, Metazoa, Arthropoda, Insecta, Diptera, Drosophilidae. Bases 1 to 480 code for a protein of 159 amino acids. The record is from RefSeq and is a predicted model, not a curated record. The transcript has 3 exons.